Cladophialophora psammophila CBS 110553 is the source of this 1107-nucleotide messenger RNA. RefSeq names its product triacylglycerol lipase. The transcript has a single exon. The record is from RefSeq and is a predicted model, not a curated record. NCBI's taxonomy places the organism in Eukaryota, Fungi, Ascomycota, Eurotiomycetes, Chaetothyriales, Herpotrichiellaceae. Bases 1 to 1107 code for a protein of 368 amino acids. Gene Ontology annotation, molecular function: triacylglycerol lipase activity.
AUGCCAUGGAGAGCCUCGCGCCUUCAUGCUGGAAUACGACUGAGAUGGAGGCGACCAGACAGCUUCAUCUUGCGUCUUCCAAGUCGCCGACGGUUCCAAGUCCCAUACCAAUCAACGUCUACCAAACAACCACCGUCAACAGAUUCAGAGGCCACUAUUUACCGACGACCUGAUGAUACUCGGCGAAAGAAUCACAGCCCUUCCUAUGACCCAGACAGUUCCAGCUCCCUCACCGACGUGGGCCGGCUCAUCGUCAGCGACUACGCGCACCUUCGACCCCACUACAUGGCGCCAAAAUAUCCAAUCGUUCUCGCCCACGGCCUGAUGGGCUUCGACGAACUUCGUCUGGCAGGGGACUUGCUGCCGGGCAUAAGCUACUGGCGAGGCAUCAAGGAAGCGUUCCAGGCGCACGGAAUCAAAUGCAUCACGGCAUCGGUGCCAAGGACGGCGUCAAUCCCCGAGCGCGCGGCGGCACUGAUGGACCAGAUCGCGCAUAGGCUGUCGCAGGUCGGGGAGGACGGCAAGGAAAUCAACAUCGUCGCGCACAGUAUGGGGGGGUUGGACGCGCGGUACAUGAUCUCGCGCCUGUGCCCUCCACCAUCGCUCUUCCGCGUGCGGUCGCUGACCACGAUCGCCACGCCGCACAGGGGCAGCUCCGCCGCCGACAUGCUCCUCCGCGACAUCGGGCCAGACCUCCUGCCCUGGAUCUACCGGCUCCUGGCGCGCCUGCACAUCGACUCGGGCGCCUUCGCCCAGCUGACCACACGGUACAUGACGCAGACGUUCAACCCGUGCGUCCCCAACGACCCCUCCGUGAAAUACUUCUCCUACGGGGCCUGCGCCACGCCGCAUCUGUUCUCCAUGUUCCGCCUGUCCCACGACCUCAUGGACGUGCUCGAGGGCCCCAACGACGGCCUCGUCAGCGUCAGGAGCGCCAAGUGGGGCGAGUACAAGGGCACACUGGCCGGCGUCACGCACUUGGAUCUGAUCAACUGGACCAACCGGCUCAAGAAAAUGGCGAGUCGGCUGGGCCUGGUCGAGGAGAGAUUCAAUGCUGUGGCCUUUUACUUGGCUGUCGCCGAGGAGCUGGCCAAGGAAGGGUUCUAG